Molecule: messenger RNA, 543 nt
Organism: Trypanosoma cruzi
Lineage: Eukaryota; Euglenozoa; Kinetoplastea; Trypanosomatida; Trypanosomatidae
Exons: 1
Coding region: 1-543 (180 amino acids)
Source: RefSeq, a predicted model, not a curated record
AUGUUGGCAUCACUUAGUCGGAAUGAAUUUGGAAAGGUAGAGUUUGAUUUCAUCACAUGCACAAUAUGUCCGGCGAUGAAAACGAUUGUUAUGCCGACCUCCGGCUCUACCCUAGAGAUGCGGAUAUUGCUCUCAAAUAUCCUUGGUUUGACUGUUGAGUCUGUCGAGUUUUACAGAAAAGAAACCAAGGGGUUUUUUCCUGUUUUAGAUGAGUCAAUGGGGGUUGGACAUUAUUAUGUUCUAUUGCGGAUCCGUGGUGGAAAAGGUGGAUUCCGCAAGCAGCUUGAAAAAAAAGGAAGAGCAUUUGCAAGAGCGAGGAGGUUACGAGGAUCCAACCAAAUGGCUGACCAUCCAACGCCGAAAAAAGGAGCCGAGGUGGAUUUAAGCAAGGAGACAGAAGACAAAGAACGUGAGCUCACUGAGAAGACGUCUUCAGGGGAGGAAAUAUUACAGUCAAAUAUUGUUGUAAUCUGCAAAAUUCGGGAUGCGGUUCGUAUAGGAGUAAAGCGAACUAUUGAGAGUUUGGUUUGCACCGGCACAUGA